This is a messenger RNA of Pecten maximus, 660 nucleotides long. Its product is annotated as low density lipoprotein receptor adapter protein 1-like. Lineage: Eukaryota; Metazoa; Mollusca; Bivalvia; Pectinida; Pectinidae. The record is from RefSeq and is a predicted model, not a curated record.
ACCAGGGCAUGGUUCAUUCAUAACUAAGCAAUCACCGUACAGAGGACGCUUAAAUAUGAAAAUCCAUUCCUUCAAGCUUCUGAUUGACUAUGACUGUCGCACCAUACUCUUGCUUGUCUAGCGAACCGCCCAUGAAUACCAUAUUUGGCACAGGUGUAACCAACGGUUUACUCAUCGGAUGUGAAACAGUGGAGAGAUAAAGAUUGUAACCGCAUUCCGUUCCGUUUGCUGUUUUCUAGUGCGACAUAAACAUGGACGCCUUACGUCGUGCGAUGAAGAAGAGUCCCAAUGUGUUGCGUGACGGCUUUGGGAAGUCCCGACACAAGAAGCUGCCAGAGGGUUACAAUGAGAACAAAGAAGCUGUUAAGGAUGGUCUUACAUUCUACAUGAAGUACCUGGGGUCCACACUGGUAGAGGAGGCAGAUGUUGGGGAAAGUUAUGGUGACGGUGCCAGCACCAAAGCUGUACAGAAUAUUGUCACAAUGGCUAAAGCAUUGGGGAAAAAAUUGAAAAAGGUUGCCCUCACGGCAUCACCAACCGGUAUCCAGGUCGUGGACAUGGUUUCUAAGGAGAUUAUCCAAGAAACAUCAAUAUACAGAAUAUCAUUUUGCUCAGCUGACAAAAGCCAUGAUAAAGUUUUUGCUUACAUGGCUAGAACAA